Molecule: messenger RNA, 1137 nt
Organism: Pleuronectes platessa (European plaice)
Lineage: Eukaryota; Metazoa; Chordata; Actinopteri; Pleuronectiformes; Pleuronectidae
Gene: oprd1b
Product: opioid receptor, delta 1b
Exons: 3
Coding region: 1-1137 (378 amino acids)
Biological process (GO): neuropeptide signaling pathway; G protein-coupled opioid receptor signaling pathway
Cellular component (GO): neuron projection; membrane
Molecular function (GO): G protein-coupled enkephalin receptor activity; neuropeptide binding
Source: RefSeq, a predicted model, not a curated record
AUGGAGUUCCCCACUCUUCUCCCCGACGACCCGGGGCUUUUCAGCGAGCGUUACUCGGUGUCAGGAACUCCGCUCAAUGUCACGUUCUCCGAGGAGCUGCUGCUGCUGCCUGCCAGGAGCAACCGGACCAACGGGGCUGCAGCCAGGGACACUUCAAGUCUCAUCAUCGCCGUGUGCAUCACGACUCUGUACUCGCUCAUCUGUGUGGUGGGACUGCUGGGAAACGUGCUCGUCAUGUACGGGGUGGUCAGGUACACCAAGAUGAAGACGGCUACCAACAUCUACAUCUUCAACCUGGCCCUCGCCGACGCCCUCGCCACCAGCACGCUCCCCUUCCAGAGCGCCAAGUACCUGAUGAGCACGUGGCCCUUCGGGGAGCUGCUGUGCAAACUGGUCAUCGGCAUCGACUACUACAACAUGUUCACCAGCAUCUUCACGCUCACCAUGAUGAGCGUGGACCGCUACAUCGCUGUGUGUCAUCCGGUGAGGGCCCUGGACUUCCGCACGCCCGCCAAGGCCAAGCUCAUCAACGUCUGCAUCUGGAUCCUGUCCUCUGUGGUCGGAGUGCCUGUGAUGAUCGCUGCUGUGACCAAGGUGACGGAUAAAGGAGCCACCGCCUGUACACUCCGAUUUCCCAAACCUGAGUGGUACUGGGACACAGUGAUGAAAAUCUGCGUGUUCAUAUUCGCCUUCGUCGUUCCCGUCCUGGUCAUCACCAUCUGCUACGGCCUGAUGAUCCUGCGGCUCAAGAGUGUCCGCCUCCUCUCCGGCUCCAAAGAGAAAGACAGGAACAUGCGGCGGAUCACCCGCAUGGUCCUGGUGGUCGUGGCGGCCUUCAUCAUCUGCUGGACCCCCAUCCACAUCUUCAUCAUUGUCAAGACAAUGGUGGAUAUUGACCACAAGGACCCCCUGGUAGUGGCCAGCUGGCAUCUGUGCAUCGCUCUGGGCUACACCAACAGCAGCCUCAACCCCGUGCUGUACGCCUUCCUGGACGAAAACUUCAAGAGGUGCUUCAGGGACUUCUGCCUGCCCUACCGCACCCGUCUGGAGCAGAGCAGCUUCACUAGAGCGCGCAACAGCACGCGGGAGCCGGCCUCCAUUUGUUCUCCCGCGGUGACAGAGAGACCGCCGGCCUGA